GAGCCGCCUAGGCGGGCACCGGACUCGGGCCGCUCCGCAGGAGGUGUGGACAGUCUACUGGCUACUGCUGCAUCCUGGAGUGAUGGCCUUGUGGAGGGCCUGGGCACAGCUUCCUCUCUGUACUGCCAGCCUUGGAAUUGUGCUCAUGCAUUAUGUUCUCCCUGCAGAAGGCCUUGCGCAGAAGCACGGCCCAGAUAUCAUUGAUGACGACAACAAGGACAACAUCACCAUCUUCACACGCAUCCUGGAUCGGCUGCUGGAUGGCUAUGAUAACCGGCUGCGGCCCGGCCUGGGAGAUACUGUGACAGAAGUCAAGACAAACAUUUAUGUGACAAGCUUCGGUCCUGUUUCAGACACAGACAUGGAGUACACCAUUGAUGUGUUUUUCCGGCAGUCCUGGAGAGAUGAGAGGCUUAAGUUUGAUGGUCCAAUGAAGAUACUCCCGCUGAACAACCUGUUGGCCAGCAAGAUUUGGACCCCAGACACCUUCUUCCACAAUGGCAAGAAAUCAGUAGCGCACAACAUGACCACGCCCAACAAACUGCUCCGGCUAGUAGACAACGGCACCCUCCUCUACACCAUGAGACUGACCAUCCAUGCCGAGUGCCCCAUGCACCUGGAGGAUUUCCCGAUGGAUGUGCAUGCCUGUCCACUGAAGUUUGGGAGCUAUGCCUACACCAAGACAGAGGUGAUCUACACCUGGACUCUGGGAAAGGUGGAGGUGGCUGAAGGAGGGUCCCGCCUCAAUCAGUAUGACCUCCUUGGUCACAACGUUGGGAGAGACUCCAUUGAGUCUAGCACAGGAACUUACAUUGUGAUGACCACUUACUUCCACCUCAAGCGCAAGAUUGGGUACUUUGUCAUCCAGACCUACUUGCCCUGCAUCAUGACCGUCAUUCUGUCCCAGGUUUCCUUCUGGCUCAACAGGGAGAGCGUCCCAGCACGGACAGUGUUCGGGGUCACCACUGUGCUUACUAUGACCACUCUGAGCAUCAGCGCAAGAAACUCACUGCCCAAAGUGGCAUAUGCGACGGCCAUGGAUUGGUUCAUAGCCGUCUGUUAUGCCUUUGUGUUUUCUGCGCUGAUUGAGUUUGCCGCAGUUAACUACUUCACAAAGCGCAGCUGGGCCUGGGAUGGCAAGAAGGUGCUGGAGGCCCAAGAAAUGAAGAAAAAGGAGCCCAUCACGCUGGCCAAGAAGACGAACAACACAUACAACAUUGUGGGCACCACCUAUGCGCUCAACAUCGCCCCCAAAGAGCCUGCCCUCCCCACCAUUGCCAAGAGCGCGGCCAGCACCGCGGCCGUGCCUGCCACAGUCAUUGUCCCCCCAAAGGUGCCCCGGUUGGAAGAGAAGCCUCCCCCCGAGAAUAAAAAGACGUACAACAGUGUCAGCAAAGUGGACAAACUGUCCCGCAUCGUCUUUCCCAUCUUGUUCGCCAUCUUCAACAUGGUGUACUGGGCCACGUACGUCAACCGGGAGUCGGCCAUCAAGGGCAUGAUCCCCAAGGAGUGA
This is a messenger RNA of Varanus komodoensis (Komodo dragon), 1513 nucleotides long. It is a transcript of the gene GABRA3, whose product is annotated as gamma-aminobutyric acid type A receptor subunit alpha3. The record is from RefSeq and is a predicted model, not a curated record. The coding region runs from base 83 to 1513 and encodes 476 amino acids. Gene Ontology annotation, molecular function: transmitter-gated monoatomic ion channel activity involved in regulation of postsynaptic membrane potential; GABA-A receptor activity; inhibitory extracellular ligand-gated monoatomic ion channel activity. The transcript has 10 exons. Gene Ontology annotation, cellular component: synapse; dendrite membrane; GABA-A receptor complex. Lineage: Eukaryota; Metazoa; Chordata; Lepidosauria; Squamata; Varanidae. Gene Ontology annotation, biological process: monoatomic ion transmembrane transport; nervous system process; gamma-aminobutyric acid signaling pathway.